ACUUCCUGCACAUGCGCAAUUCGGUGUGAGACAAAUGUUAGACCCCAUUCCGUGUUUCUGCGCGUACAUUUUGCUACCCAAGGUCGCGCCAUGACAUCGCCUACAAGUGUAAUCUGGGAUUUCUAUUGGAGAGGCAGUUUUAGUACUGUCUUUAAUGUAGCCUUUUGACUUUGUGGCUGUGGUAACAACCUUGCAGUGCAGUGCUUUUCCACGUGACCGAACGCGGAAGCGGAUUGUACAAACAACAGCUGAGAAGUCUGGGGAUGAUGAUGAUGAUGGCGGAGUUGGUGCAGGGACAGGCCUCCGUGGCUCAGCCCGGAAUGAAAGCUGACGGCUUCGCCGACGCUUUACAUCGGGCUCGACAGAUGGCAGCAAAGAUGGGGAAUGAGCAAAUUGUAGACCCCUCCAUGUAUGGCUAUGGGGGCCAGAAGCGUUCGGUGGAAGAUGGAGUAGGUAACCAGCUGGGAGCCAUGGUACAUCAAAGGGCUGUCAUGACAGAAGACUUUAAAGUGCCUGAUAGAAUGGUUGGAUUCAUCAUAGGCAGAGGAGGAGAACAAAUUACAAGAAUCCAGCUGGAGUCCGGGUGUAAGAUUCAAAUUGCGUCUGAGAGUGGAGGUAUGAUGGACAGAGCCUGCUCCCUCACUGGAACCCCUGAGAGCAUUGAGCAGGCCAAGAGAAUGCUUGGUCAGAUAGUGGAACGCUGUCGGAACGGCCCAGGGUUCCACAGCGAGGCUGAGAGCAACAGCUCAGUCCAAGAGAUGCUCAUCCCAGCCAGCAAAGUGGGCCUGGUCAUUGGAAGGGGAGGGGACACCAUUAAGCAACUGCAGGAGAGAAUAGGAGUGAAGAUGAUGAUGAUCCAGGAUGGCCCCAUGCCCACCGGGGCGGACAAACCCCUGAGAAUCACUGGUGAUCCCUACAAGGUCCAGCAAGCUCGGGAGUUGGUGAUCGAGAUCAUCCGCGACAAAGAUCAGGGAGACUUCCGCAGCAACCGCAACGACUUUGCGUCAAGAUUAGGCGGAAGUACUUUGGAUGUAGCUGUGCCCAGGUUCGCAGUGGGGAUCAUCAUCGGCAGGAGUGGCGAGAUGAUCAAGAAGAUCCAGGCUGAUUCUGGAGUGAGGAUCCAAUUCAAACCAGAUGAUGGCAUCAGCCCAGAGCGCAUCGCCCAAGUGAUGGGCCAACCAGACAGGUGUCAGCAUGCUGUCCAUCUCAUCAACGAGCUCAUCCAAACAGCACAGGAGCGCGAUGGCUUUGGGGGCUCUGGAGGACCAAGAGGAAGGGGACGAGGCCGCGGGGACUGGGGCAUGGGCUCACCAGGGGGACUGCAGGAGGUCACCUACACAAUACCCGCUGACAAGUGUGGUCUGGUGAUCGGCAAAGGCGGAGAUACCAUCAAGAGCAUCAACCAGCAGUCUGGAGCCCACGUGGAGCUGCAGAGGAACCCCCCUCACAACACCGACCCCAAUGUCCGCAUCUUCUCCAUCAGAGGCACCCCGCAACAGAUGGAACUAGCACGCCAGCUCAUCGAUGACAAGAUCGGAGGUUCAGGAAUAGUGAGCAACAAUAAUUUUGGAUUUAGCCCUUUCACUCAAGGCCCUGCAACUCAUCAAAAUUGUGGCAGUGGAGCCCAGACCUUCAUGACAGGAGGAUGGGGGACUACUUAUCAAACAUGGCAGCCUCAAGGCCAGCAGGACCCCAGUCACAAUGGACCCCAAGCAGGCCAGAUGGACUACUCUAAAGCAUGGGAGCAGUAUUAUAAAAAGCUAGGUCAGACAUCUCAGCAGCAGAGCUCGCUCCCAGAAUACAGCGCGGCUGUGGCAGAGUAUUACAGGCAGCAGGGAGCAUACCUCUGGCCGGGUGCACAGGCAACCCAGGGCCCAGGUCUUCAGGAGCAUUAGAGUGGACGCCCAUCUUAUGAAGAUUUUGGAAUCAUUGAGAUGAUGAAAACAGAACUAUUAACAGUACUAUUGAGGUUUCUAAAGUAUAUUUUCAACACUUUGCGGCUUACCUUUCCUUUUUGUAAUGCACUAGCUAUAGAAUAACAAAAAAUAAUUAACGAAAAUCUAUUUCUUUUAUUUUAAUUUUUUCUUAUUUUCUUUUAUUUUUUUACCUAAAAACUGAUAUUUUACUGGGCAAUUUGGAAUACCUAUGGUCUUGAAUAUAACUUUCUUUCUUUUUGAUCAAACUUGAACUUAAAAUGUAUCGGUGUGGCUUUGAACAAAAUGCAGUAUAAUCUAUUUUGUCCAGUUUUAGCAAUAAAAUGGUAUUGGCUUAGCAGUCUUGAGUAUUGAGUAUAAUGACAGUUUUGUUUUUGUAAACUAUGUUUUAAACAUGUGCUUGUGAUGAUUUGUGUUUUUACGUAGACAUUUUUUUUGUUGAGAGAUUGAAAUGUAAUGUAUUAUUGUUGGAAAAAAGUUUUCUUUUGUACUAAAUUCCUGGUAUGGUGUCUAAUUUCUUAUUUAAUCCUGUUAUUCUUCUGUGUUAUUGUUUUGUUUUCUGUUCAGGGAGGUGCAAUAUCUCAUUUCGGUUUGCAGACAAAUAUGUUGACAAAAAUGAGUUCUUAUUCCUACAUUAGAAAUCUUAGGUUUAAGCCUAAGUGUAAUAAAUGCUUGUCAAAAUGAUCUGUUAGGGAGUGGGGUUAUUAUUAUGAGUUUGAUUUAAUCUUGUUAUGUAUGUAUCCUUAUGUACAUGGGUAUUUAAGUAUAUUUGUUGAAUAAGGAUUGUUUGUGUAGUUUUCACAUGGAUGCUCUCCCAAUUUUCUGUAUUCACUGCUCAAAUAUGGUAAAUAUGUUUCGAAAUUUGAUGUUGCAUCUCUCACCAAGUGCAAAUAUAAACCCAGUAUACACUCUGUGCUCAAGACUGCUAAGCCUUUCUUUCAUUCUACCUGUUAAAAAUAUUUGUUUUUGUAUGGCAAAUGUGUGUACCCCCUAGCUUCCACAAUAUCCCAACCAGAACACUCUGUUACUCGCUAACAUGAUUGUUUUUGUGUGAGCAAGAAUGUAUGCUAUGAUUUGUUACAUGAUUACUGUCUCUACUAUAUUUUCUAAUGACAAGGCAUACUGUAUCCUCUUAUUUUAAUUUUUUUUUCUCAUAUGCACAGCUAACGAUGUAUUUAAAAGUAGUCAUUUUUUUGUUUCUGGGGCAGUUGAUACCAUUUGGGCUAUUGUAAAGCACAUUCCUGUUUUGAAAUGUUUGCUGCCUUUUCAAUGGCAAAUUAGCUUAACUGCAGAGUUACCCAGAGAGCCAUAUCACUGGACUAACAAAUUCAUUGUUCUGUAGCAUACAGUGUGAUUUAGAUACCUUAAGUGUAAAGUUUUAUAUGCCAUAAACAUGAAUAGAGGCAAUAUAUAUUCUCACUAGUUUAUUUCUAUGCUUUCUUUACUCUUUGACUCAAAGUAAUUUGCCACAAUUGCUUUUGUGGUGAAAAUAUAGAAUCUUUAUUUUUGUACUGUUAAAAAGUUAACUGCACCGGUAUGAAGUAUAAUGAUGUGUCAAUCUCCCUACCAGUUUUCUUUGUUGCUGUGUACCCUGCUUCAAUUAAAUCUAAACUCCACGAUUGAGUAUGAAUUUA
This is a messenger RNA of Oncorhynchus mykiss (rainbow trout), 3568 nucleotides long. RefSeq names its product far upstream element-binding protein 3. NCBI's taxonomy places the organism in Eukaryota, Metazoa, Chordata, Actinopteri, Salmoniformes, Salmonidae. Gene Ontology annotation, biological process: regulation of DNA-templated transcription. Gene Ontology annotation, molecular function: RNA binding. The record is from RefSeq and is a predicted model, not a curated record.